CAUGAAGUUCUCCACCUCGCUCCUUGUCGCCUCUCUUGCUGUGGCCGCGUCUGCUAGCCCCCUGAACGUUCGUGCUGGGAAGGGCGCAUUCCGUGGCGGCAAGGGCGGAGGCUUCGCCGGAGACCCCGCAGGUGCAGGUGCUGGAGGUGCCGGUGCUGGUGCAGGCGCCGCCAGUAGUGCCGCCGCAGCCUCUUCCGCGGUAGCCUCAGCAAGCGUUGCGUCGGUCGCCGCCGCGUCGAGCGCCGCAGGUACCGCGACUGCCGUCGCCUCGGCCAGCGUUGCCUCGGUCGCUUCUGCCUCGUCUGCCGCAGUCGACACUGCCACAGCUGUGGCCUCGGCGUCCGCUGUCGCGACCUCGACCGACACUGCUGCGGCUACCAGCACCGCCGCCGCAGGCAACAACGCAGGCAACGGCACGGCCGCGGGAGGCGACGACCCCCAGUCGUCGCUCACGCUCCUCCAGUCCGUCAUCGCCACCGGCUUCGCGAACAACGGCCAGGAGGUCGCGGAGGCGGGCCAGGUGCCCUCGCUCACGUCCACGAACAACUUCAUCAACUUCUGCGCGACGGUACCUCAGCUCCCCAUCACGAACGGCAAGCAGAUCACGGCCGGGUCGUGCAACCCCGCGCCGAUGGGGAUCAUCGCCGCGUUCACGAACAUGCCCUCCUCCAAGUUCGUCUUCCCCUCGAACGGCGCGGUCGUGCCCGCGAACACGAACUUCACCGUCCAGCUCGCCGUCCGGAACCUCGUCACGGGCAACUUCGUGAACGCGAACGAGAGCUUCUUCGCCGCGCCGCAGCAGACGGACGCCGCGUCGGGGAACAUCAAAGGCCACUCGCACAUCACGAUCGACCCCGUCCCGAGCGCGAACAGCACGGACCCGACGGACCCGACGAAGUUCGCGUGGUUCAAGGGCCUGAACGCGGCCGCGGACGCGAACGGGAUCCUGAGCGCGACGGUCGCGGGCCUCCCUGCGGGCGCGUACCGCGUCGCGUCGAUCAACACGGCGGCGAACCACCAGCCCGCGCUCGUCGCGGUCGCCCAGCACGGGGCCCUCGACGAUAUGGUCUACUUCACCGUGGCAUAGGGGCGCUGUGUCCAUCGUUUGCUCGUUACGAGUCGUGCUACGUUAAGACAGCACAUGUGGAGUACUCAUCGGGGAUGAGUGUGCGCCCUCGCGGUGCUCUGUGAGCACUGCGUAGCGCUGCCCCAUAAUGCGGCUCCCUCUCUUAAUGACAGGUCUAUGAACC
Messenger RNA from Dichomitus squalens LYAD-421 SS1, 1250 nucleotides. RefSeq lists its product as uncharacterized. The transcript is spliced from 3 exons. The record is from RefSeq and is a predicted model, not a curated record. NCBI's taxonomy places the organism in Eukaryota, Fungi, Basidiomycota, Agaricomycetes, Polyporales, Polyporaceae. The annotation marks the transcript as partial.